This is a messenger RNA of Cetraspora pellucida, 5685 nucleotides long. NCBI's taxonomy places the organism in Eukaryota, Fungi, Glomeromycota, Glomeromycetes, Diversisporales, Gigasporaceae. The record is from the annotation of a GenBank genome assembly.
AUGGGUAAAACAAAAAAGGGUCGUCCUUCCAACUCUCCAGGAUCUUCCCCGGCGGAUGACAGAGUUGACUUAGUUCAACUUUUACCAACUAAUAAUGUACCUCCAUCAGAAGAGGAAAUAAUUUCUUUUCUUUCCGCACGCUCUAAAGCUGACUUACCUUACACUCGUAUUAAUGAUUCCUCUCUUGUGGUAAUAAACCCUAAUAAACCCUUGGAAUCCAUGAACGACGCUUCGGCUAAAGAAUAUGCCGAACAAUGGUACAAAAAUACAACUGCCGAAAAGAUAACUUUACAACCUCACAUUUAUGAGUUAGCUGCUAAAGUGUAUUUUCAUAUGAGAAGAUCCGCUGAGGACCAAUGUGUAAUUUUUAGUGGAAUUAAUGGUUCGGGAAAGACUGUAACCGAAAGUCACCUUUUAUCACAACUUUUACUACUUUCAACUCAUACUAAAAAGGAGGCAAAAAUCGCUAAUCAAAUUCAAAAUGCGCAAACAAUUUUAGAAGCUUUCGGUAACACAAAAUCAAUAAAUAAUAUUAAUGCUUCACGUUUCGGAAAGUAUCUAGAAUUACAAUUUAGUGAAAGAGGUAGAAUUGUUGGUGCAAAAUUUUUAACCUACUGUUUCGAUAAAGCAAGAGUAACUGAUACUCCUCUUGGUGAAAGAUCUUAUCACGUUUUUUAUUAUUUAUUGGCUGGUGCUACUCCUGAGGAACGUUCCCUAAUGCAUCUUCAAGAUCCUCAAAAUUAUUUUUAUUUAUCUAAAUCAAAAUGUUUUAAGAUUAUUGGUAUGGAUGAUAGUGUACAAAUGGACGAUUUACGUGCUUCUCUUAAAACUCUUGGUUUCAAAUCAAAAACUAUUGCUCAAAUUUGGCAAAUAUUAACGGCUAUUUUAUUAUUGGGUAAUAUUGAAUUUAUCGGUCCUGGUAAAGCAAAAGAUGAAGCUGCUACUAUUAAGAAUCGUCACUUUUUGGAUUUGGCUGCUCAGUAUUUAGGUGUACCAGCUUUCAAAUUAGAACAAACUUUAACUUUUAAGAAUAAAUUAAUUGGCAAAGAAUUAUGUACCGUUUUAUUAGACGCUGAUGCUGCUGCUGAUCAAAGAGAUUCUUUGGCUCAAGUUUUAUAUUCUAUAUUAUUUACUUGGAUAGUUGAACAUAUUAAUUCAAAAUUAAUUCAAUCUGAUGAACCUCCUAAUUUCAUCGGUUUAUUAGAUCAACCUGGUUAUCAAAAUUCUGAAAAAAAUGGGUUUGAACAAUUCUGUCUUAAUUUUGCUACUGAAGAAAUUGAAAAUUAUAUAUUAAAAAGACUCUUCGAUGAUAAUUUUGCUACUAAUGCUGAAAUCAUAAAUGAUGGUGUUCCUUUACCUAAUGUUUCUACUACUUACAAUAAUUAUUGCGUUGAAUUAUUAAGAGGUAAUGGUUCUGAAGGAAAACCUCGUAGUUUCAUUUCAAUCUUGGAUUCUGAAAGUGCAAAAUUUCAAAAUGCUACUGAAACUGUCGGUGAUUCAACACUUCUUUCCGCUUUGAAACAAGCCUUUUCUAGUCAUCAUUCUUUUGUUUCAAAUCCUUCUACUUCUAAAUCAUCUUCAAAAGCUGGUGUUUUUGGAAUAAAUCAUUUUGCUGGAUUAGUUGUUUAUGAUAUCGAUAGAUUCAUUGAAAAAAACAUUGAUAACUUAUCUCCUGAUGUUAUCGGUCUAUUUAAAGAGACGAACAAUACAUUUAUUAGAAAAUUAUUUUCCGGUCCUGCUUUGGCAAUUGAAAAUCAUCCAAAGAACGAAAAAACUGUUGUUGCCGCUCAAUUACCUACUAAACCAAUGCGUGCUCCAAAAUCAAAAAAGAAACCAUUGGCUCAUGUUUCAACAGUCGCAACUCAACUUUAUGGAACUUUAAAUCAAUUAAUAGAUACUUUAAAUUCUACUCGAAUGUGGAAUGUUUUCCAAAUUCGUCCUAAUGAUAAAAGUGAUUCAAAUCUUUUUGAUUCUAAACGAGUAAAAUCUCAAGUUCAUAGUUUCUUGAUACCUGAAAUUACUGCUCGUAAAAGAGUGGAAUAUAUUAUGAAAUAUGAUUUCACUGAUUUUUUGGAUCGUUAUAGAUCAAUUAUUCAACCUCAUAAUUUAGAAUCUUCUCGAAAUCUUCGUCAAAAAGUUGAAGAAUUUGCUUUGAGUAAUGGAUGGGAGGAAGAUAGUUACGCUAUUGGACAUCAAAAUGUGUACUUAUCUAAUUCGAUCUGGAAAUAUUUGGAAGAUAUUUUAAAAACUGCUGAAAAAGAUGAAAGAGCAAAGACUAAACACUUUAAAGAUGAUGAUAGUGUAGUCGGUGGAAAUCAUUUAGAUGGUGGUCGAAACGCACAUUUACCUAGUGCUACCAGUUCAGUGGAUCGGUUAAUACCGAGGAGUGGUUUCAAUUAUGCUGGUAGUGAAUUAGGUUAUGAUGAGUCUUAUGCGGAAAGUGAAGAAGAUUUUCAAUAUUCCAAGAAUAGUGGUAUGACAUAUCCUGAAGAAGAAGAAGGUAGUAUGUGGGGUAGUGAAUGGGAUGGAAAAAGUGAUGGGCAUUCUCCACCUAGUGAUCAAUCUAAAGAAGAAAAAAACAUAGGGAAUGGAAACAAAGAAACAAUCGAAGAAAUACCUGUUACUAAAACACGUAGAUAUUGGGUUGCAUUCGUAUGGUUAAUUACUUGGUGGAUUCCUUCAUUCUUAUUAAACUGGGUUGGAAAAAUGAAACGUCCUGAUGUACGAAUGGCAUGGCGUGAAAAAUUCACACUUUGCGUUAUAAUAUUCUUACUUUCAGCCUUCAUCAUCUUCUACAUUAUUUUCUUUGGUGAUCUAAUUUGUCCUGGUACUGACAAAGUAUAUAGUUCGGAUGAAGUUGCUUUUCAUAAAGGUGAUAAUGAUUUUUGGGUCAGCGUAAGGGGUGUUGUGUAUGAUCUCAGCACAUUUCAUUUGACAAAUCAUGCCAAGGGUGGUGGACCACCUGCUGAUGCGCAAGCCUUGGAAAGUUAUGCUGGUUUGGACGUUACAAAUUCAAUUCCAGUUCCCUUAUCCCAACCAGAAACAUGUGGAGAUAUGGUUACUAGUGAUCAAGUAUCUAUUUCACAUAAAAAUCUUUCGGAUCCGACUACCGGUUUUAUGUUUGUCCACACUACAGGUUCACAAUCACAAUAUCCUACCACAAAACUCGCUAAUACAAGGUGGUAUUUUGAUAAUUUUCUUCCUACAAUGAAAUUGUAUGUGAAAGCCGAUCUUGUCUGGACCCAAAAACAAUUCCAGGCUCUAUUUUCAAGGGGCCGUACUGUAGUCACAAUUAAUGAUAAAGUUUAUGACUUCACCGAUUAUUUUGCUACACAAAUAGACCGGCUACAACCUUCAAAACCUGAUCCUAACAUAUUACAACCUGCAGGUUUUAUCGAUUGGCAUUGGUUAGAUUUACCAGGACAAGAUAUAAUCGAAAGGUUAAUCACAACAAUGAAUGGAAAAGAUAUUACAAAAAAUUUAAAUAGUGGUGGGCUUGAUAAAAAUAGAUUGAAUUCAUUGAUGAGAUGUUUUAAUUCAGUCUUUUAUAUCGGUAAAAUGGAUUUCCGACAAACUUUCCGAUGUCAAUUCAAUAACUACGUUUUGUUAGUUGCUGCUUGUGUAAUGUGUUCGGUUAUCCUCGUAAAAUUCUUGGCUGCUUUACAGUUAGGUGCAAGACGUAGGCCAGAAGAUCAUGAUAAAUUUGUCAUCUGUCAGGUACCUUGUUACACCGAGGGAGAGGACUCACUUAAGCGUACAAUGGACUCAUUAGCCGCUUUAACAUAUGAUGAUAAAAGAAAAUUACUUUUCUUCAUUGCAGAUGGUAUGAUUGUUGGAUCUGGUAACGAUAGACCAACACCAAGAAUUGUUUUAGAUAUUCUUGGUGUUGAUCCUAAAAUGGAUCCAGAACCUUUAGCAUUUAAGUCUAUUGGUGAAGGAUCUCAACAAAUGAAUUAUGGAAAAGUUUAUUCUGGUCUUUACGAAUACGAAGGGCAUGUUGUACCUUAUAUAGUAGUCGUCAAAGUUGGAAAACCGACAGAAAAAAAUAGACCUGGCAAUCGCGGAAAACGUGACUCCCAAAUCAUACUUAUGAGAUUCUUAAAUAGAGUUCAUUUUGAACUUGAAAUGACACCACUUGAAUUAGAGAUUUAUCAUCAGAUGAAAAAUGUAAUAGGAGUAAAUCCAAGCUUUUACGAAUAUGUUCUUAUGGUUGAUGCUGAUACUGAAGUUAUGCCAGAUUCGUUAAAUCGUAUGAUUUCUUGUAUGCUUCACGAUGGUCGUAUAAUCGGUAUUUGUGGUGAAACAACCUUGGUUAACGAAGAAGGUUCAUGGACAACUAUGAUUCAAGUUUACGAAUAUUAUAUUUCUCAUCAUCUUGCUAAAGCAUUCGAAUCUCUUUUUGGAUCUGUUACUUGUUUACCUGGUUGUUUCUGUAUGUAUCGUAUUCGCACUCCUGUAAAGAAUAAUCCUUUGAUCAUAUCUACUACUGUUAUCGAUGAAUAUUCAGAAAAUCAUGUGGAUACUCUACAUAAGAAGAAUUUGUUGUCACUUGGUGAAGAUCGUUAUCUUACCACAUUAAUGAUGAAACAUUUCCCUCAAUAUAAGAUGACAUUUACACCAGAUGCUAUGUGUAAAACUGCGGCACCUGAUCGAUGGUCCGUUUUACUUUCACAAAGACGUCGUUGGAUUAAUUCCACAAUUCAUAAUCUUAUGGAACUUAUGUUCUUACCAGAAAUGUGUGGUUUUUGUUGUUUUUCAAUGAGAUUUGUGGUCUUUAUUGAUCUUUUCGGUACACUUAUUCUUCCAUCCACCACAAUAUAUAUUGGUUAUCUUAUCUACGCUGUUGUUACCAAACGUCAAGAUUUACCAAAGAUUUCGUUGAUUAUGUUAUCAGCAGUUUAUGGUUUACAAGCAGUUAUUUUCAUUCUUAAACGGCAAUGGCAGCAUAUUGGUUGGAUGAUAAUCUACUUAAUAGCAUUCCCUCUGUUUUCUUUCUUUAUUCCGAUUUAUGCAUUUUGGCAUUUUGAUGAUUUCAGUUGGGGUAAUACUCGUGUGGUGGUUGGUGAAAAAGGUAAAAAGCAAAUCAUAACGUCCGAUGUUGAAAAAUUCGAUGAAAGUUUGAUACCGAAAAAGAAAUGGGCAGAUUAUGAACAAGAAAUGUGGGAAGUGGGAACUUCUGAAUCACAUGAUUCUGGAAGAUCAAGGCAUAGUGCAACUUCAUAUCGAAGUCAUGGUAGUCAUAAAUAUGAAACUGGUAGUCAAUACGGUGGUAGCAAUCAUGAUGGAGAUUAUUAUCGGGAUACUCAUUUAACAGCACCUGCAGAUCGACGUGGUAGAUCGAGAUCACCUGUGCCAAGGAAUACUUCAUCCGAUGGACGAAAUUCAAGGUCUUUCAGCGCAACUGGAGAACAUAAUUAUAGAGAUUCAAUUAUAUCAGUGCCGAGAAGUCAUUCAGAAACGGAAAUUUAUCCACCACAAGGACCUAUAGGUUCACACGCCUACGAUGGACCAACGGAUGAAGAAAUUUUAAUGGAAAUUCGAAAUAUUUUACAAACUGCCAAUUUAAUGAAUAUUACAAAGAAACAAGUUCGAGAACAACUCUCAAUAGUCUUUGGUAUGGACAUGGCAUAUCGAAAAGAGUUUAUUAACAAUAGUAUAGAAUUGAUUUUGCAGGGCAAACUCUAA